Molecule: messenger RNA, 471 nt
Organism: Phytophthora nicotianae INRA-310
Lineage: Eukaryota; Oomycota; Peronosporomycetes; Peronosporales; Peronosporaceae
Exons: 3
Coding region: 1-471 (156 amino acids)
Source: RefSeq, a predicted model, not a curated record
AUGUCUGCCACUAAAUCCGACUGUAGCAGUGGAUCGACUGCCUCUGCAGAAGGCGCUGAAGCUACCACGAGUGCUGAAGUGUCACCAGAAAUGAUUCCCGCUGCCAUUCCUGUUAAUAUUUCGUCGCCAUCACCAUCCAAGACGAUAUCGCAAGAGUUCCAAGAGUUUGAAGGCACCACCAUUUUCGCUCCAUCCCCGUCACCGACUUAUCGGUAUUCGCUGUCACUAAAGAAUGGGAAACUUCGAGUUUGGCUCGAAGAUUGCGAGAGCAAGAAACAAUGGUGCACGACAGAACUCGACACUCAGGACUAUGUUGAUUCCACCAAUGUCAUCCCAGAUGCCACUGCGUCCGACUACGUUGAGUUGUUGGCCCCAAAUAGUGCUUCCGAGAUCUCCUGGAUGCUGCUCACGACGACGCGACCAACAUUCCAAGCGCAUUUCAGCGGCACAAAGAUGGUGUUUUCCAGCUAA